AAAAUAUAACUGAAAUAAUAAACUCAAGCUGUAUACUAAGAGAAGGAACACUUUUUAAAGGACUCAAGAGAAAAAGAGCAGUGCAAGUAAGAGAGGAUCGGAUCGAGUUUCAAUUUCGCUUUUGCUAUUUAAGUUGGCAGCCGUUGACAGUUUUCCAGCUGCAUGCGGAAGGAGCGCGGGAGGAAUGGCCAUCAGCAUGUGGCCCUAGACAAAAGACAACGACCAUAAAGAAACCUGCAAAAGUGCAAAAAAAUAGAGAGGGGGAUUCGGAGUUGGAGAACCACUUGGCAUUCAGGCAGCGAAGCAUAACCAGGCGGUUCGGCUGUUGGGUUAGACCGGAAAAGCGUCGAUGAGUUGAGUGCCCCUUCGUUGUCACUUCACCCUGAAACUCCCCCUCCGAACUCUGAGCUCCAAACUCCAAACUCCGUCCCGAAAUGGAUGCAUCGCCCCUGUCGCCGGAACAGGCUCCAAUCUUGGCCACCGGGAGGUCAUUGGACCAGCAGGUGGACGCCAGUUCGCCCAACCACCACUCGAACUACUCGAAUCUCACGAACAGCAACAGCAGCAGCAGCGGCAGUAGUGCCAGCACUCCCUCCGCCUGCUCCUCCUCCUCAUCGUCUUCCUCGGCUCCGCAGUACAGUGCAGAUAUCCGAGCGGCUGCUGCACUGCAUCCGCAGCCAAGGGGUUCCACCUCCGGCUCGGGAUCGGCCAAAACCUGUGAACUGGACUUGGGAGAGGAACGAGAUACCUUCUCGCCAGUGACCAGUCCGGGUUGCAACGGAGCAACUGCUGCCGUGGUGCUGCCCUCUUCUUCGACCGCCUCGGUAGACAACAAGAUUUACGAGGGAGGAAGCAAGCCAGUGAAGCCACCCUCCAAGGAGGAGAAACAACGCCAGAACGAAGAGAUUGUGUGCAUGGAGACCUCGACGGUGUCCACAGAAACUGGUUCCUGGGAAUCCAUGUAUCCAGCAGCGACAACCAUUGCUCCGCCUGAGCCCGAGGAAAUGGAGGAAACCACAUCGGUUUUCAAGGGCAUCAGUGCCAGCUCCUUGCUGCGGGAUCUAGAGAAGCGGGAUCAACCGUUGUCCACCUCGGGCACCAGUGCCUGCUUUAUAGAUGCCUCGUCGUUGAGGGAUGAGGAUGAGGUGCUGUCCUUUCCCAGCCUAGAUGGUCAUGGUCAGGAGGAGGAGGUUAAUACCGGAGAAGAUGAGGCCGCACCCUCGCCCACAGAGCAGCUGGAGCAGUUUCACAAGUCCUUUGCCAGGUGCAAAGGCGUGAGAUCAUCAUCUCAAGUGAGGGAACCAGAGCAGGAUCAAGAGGAUCCCGGGGAUGAGGAGCCGGUGGAGGAGCGACCUGCUUCCAUGUCCGUGCCCUAUAGCUUCCAGCACAAUGCUCAGCACUUUAGUGUGCAUCCCUUGGGCAGCAGUCCCAAGUUUACUCACCACCAGCUGCAGCACAACAGCCACAGCAGUCAGCAACAUCAUCCGGAUCUCAGCUACACCACGGACUACUCCUCCAGCAGUCCGGCUCCGAGCUUAGUGUGGUCAGAGCAGGGUAGAAACAACCACCAGGUGGUCUCCGCUUCCACGCCCCACAACUCGAUGGUGCACAUUGAACCCGCGUCGGCCGGAAGCAACAAUUCCUCCAUACACAGGGAUUACACGCUAUCUUCUUCUCUAUCGCAUCACAGGGAUUCGGGUGCGUACUGUAGUGAUGCCACUGAUUCACCACUACCCCUGCCUCGCACUCCAAAGCGGAGUUCCAAGUUCGAUGAGGCCAAUCCCAUUGUUUCGGGCGGUGCAUCCAUUGAGGAUUUCCGAGAGAAACAAUGCGAGAGUCCCAGCAUCAAAAGACGCACAGACACAUGCCCCAUUGUCUCGGGCGGAUUCGUGUCGCUGGACUUUGCGCCCACUCGCCCGCUGGCGGAUGAGGAUGACGAGGAGAACCUGACCGAAGAUGCAGAGAUUGCGGGGGUGGAAAUGCGAGUCAAGACGGGAGUGCAAAGGAAACCGGUUCCCGGCAUUGCCUCCUGGGUGGUGGACAUGAGUGACUGCCGGCCGGAGCGGAGGAGGAGCACCAGCAGCACCACCUCCAGUUUCCGAGAGCGCUCCGAUUCCAACAGUUCGCACAAGAGCGGCUGCGGCUUCUACGUUUCGCUGGAUGACAUGGACAGAAAGCCACAGGAGCCGGCACAAAAACCACCAGUAACUGCUCCCCUGUCGCAGCUAAGCAAAUCCUACACGGCACCCAAGUCGGCAGGAUUCUUUGUGGAUCUUUCGCAGAGUGGCAAAGAUGAAGAGCAGGCGCCGAAGGAUGAGCAGUUUGUGGAAGCCAAGGAGGAACCGAAGCCAGAGGCCAAGAAUAUAUUCAGUAUGUUUAUUGAUUUUGGUGAGCAAAAGACACCGCGUUGCAAUGGCAGAAAGGAACCUUUGAGUCUGGCCCAGAGGUUGUCUAGCUCGCUGAGCUCCUCCUCGGCUUCCAGGAGGGGAGCAGACUCGGAGGUGAUGAAAUCCAGUGCCAGUUCCACGGAGACCCUGAUGGCCAAGAGUGCCAACCAAAAGGAAAUGCCAGCCACUGGAGAGAGUAGAUCCCUUGACUACAGAUGCAAUCUGGAGCCUCCGUUAACGGUUGCUGCACUGCGUCGUCUGUCGCAGCAGCACCGCCAGCAGAGCGAUCCCGCCAAGCGUCACAGCUGGGGCAGCAAUGGUCAGCCGGAGCAAACAUCCGGAUCGGGUUCGGGCAACGAUUGCAAGCGUUCCAUCAGCCUGACUGCCAAUGGGGCAGCGGAUUCGGGAGCGGGUCUAAUGAGCAUCAUUGACAAACUACCCAUUAUAUCCAAGGCAUCCUCGCUAUCGAUAGAUAGCUCCGUCUCGCCCUACGAUGAUUUCAGUGGCUCUAAUCCUGGCCUCAGCAGCUGUUCGGAGGAGGAGCAGCCGGGUCAAGUGCAGGGAAGGAUUAAGAAGCGACGAAGGGAUGCACAAUUAAAUGAGACCUAUGACAAGUCCAGUUUGGCCUCUGUAACAGAGGGUAUUCUCUCGAAGGACUUGUCGCCCGCUUCCAACACGGACACCGAUGAUCUCACCUUCCAGCAGGACGAACAGCUGGCCAAGGAGCAGGCGGAAUCGGUGAUACCAGUGCCGCUCCAGCUGAGCAGCAGCUCCAAUCGCACCAGCAGCGUCAUGGAGACCAUUAUUGAGGCGAAGGAGACGGCCUCGCCCAAAAAGCAGGUUACCCUCAACAAUGGCCAUACCAUGGAGUCCCUGCAUGCCACCAUCGAGAAGCAGAAGCAACUGCUGGAGACGGUCAACGAGCAUGGCGAGCAGACGGCCCCGCCGCCACCCAGCCAGAUCCCCUCGAGCUUUGUGAAGCUCUCAGACAUGGACAAGCCCGUGAAGCACGAUCUGCAGUCGCCGGAUUCGAUGAGCAAGAGUGUGGGCAAUAACCACAGGAGCUCACAGCUGGGCCAGCGCCUCUACAGGGAUGAGAAUCGGGCACGUCCGCAUUCCUGGGCCAUGACCAGAUCCACAGGCAAUACACUGCAGAACUUCACCAACUCAGUGGACAAUAUAAGGAGUCUCUCGCGGCUGUUUCCAAACUUCUCAAAAGAGUUCUCCAACUCGCUGCCCAAUGGCAUGACCCUGGAGCAGGUUCAGGGUCAGGGUCAGCAGGUUGACUACAUCCAAACAGAUCUCAGCGCGGACUCGAGUCUGGCCUCCAGCUUCAGCAGAUCGGGCAUGGAUGAAUCCUCGCUGAGCUGCAGGCAGCCCAGACGUUUGGGUGAGGAUCUGCUCAAGAUGUUCCUGCAGGAGAUUGCCACGGAUAUGCUGGUGGAGGUGCACGGUCGACGCAUCCGCGCCCACAAGUGCAUCCUGCGCUCGCGUUGUCAGUACUUUGCUGCCAUGCUGGCUGGACACGGUUCGCAGAGUGUGGUCUCCCUGCAGGGCUACUCGUACGCAGCCGUUCACUUUGCCCUUUGCCACAUCUAUUCGGGUGCCUCGCAUCCGCCGGAUGGCAUCAGUCUGAUGGAGCUGGCCGCCCUGGCGGAUCUGUUGGGACUGGAGGGUCUCAAGGAGGUCACCUCGCAUGCCCUCAAGACGAACUACUGCCACAACUUCCACAAGCCCUGCUCCGGCUGCACCGAUGGCAUCCUGCAGGUGCUGCCCGUGGCCUUAAACCAUGCCCUGGAUGAUCUGUACAGGAAGUGCCUGCGCUGGACGUGUCGCCACUACCUGAAGGUGUGGCCAACCAGGCAGUUUGCCCAACUACCGCCGGAUAUCCUCGGACGAUGCCGCCAGCAGAUUGUCGCUUACUUGACUUCGGAGACGGUGCUGGACACGGUGCUCGACUGCGACCAUCUGCUGGCCCAAUUGUCGGCCUAUCGCUGGGGCCACGUCUGCGAGCAGCUGGUGCGCGAGAUCUUGGAGGCAGCGUACGCCUAUGUGGGUGACCACUUUGCCAGCUUGAUUGCCAGUGAUGCCUUCCUGUCGCUGGGUCACGAUCGCAGCCGGCACAUUCCGCGACUGGAGACGCUACUCCUGCACACAGCCGCCGAGCUGACUCCAGAGCAGGCUUGUAGGAGCUAUCAGCGGGUAACCCGUUUAAAUACCGUGCUGCAGGCAAAGGUCAUCCAAAUGCCGGCCAGUUUGGGCCAGUCGGAGCUGGCACGGGAACUGCAGGGUCUGCAGGAGGAGCAACUGGACUGGCAACCGGAGUACAUUCGACUGGUGGGCGCCCUAGUCUAUGCCGUAGAGCAAUGCCUCAUCCGUCAGUGCUCACGGGCCAUGCGCGUCACCGCCUGGCAGCGCAUGGAUCUAGAGCUACGCAAGAAGAUACAAACGCUGGCCCGUCUCACAGAACCGUUGGACAUGAAGCGCCAGAACGGCAAGCCGGUGAGCAAGGCCUUUUCCUUUGGCGGCAGUACACGCAGCCAGGAUCUUGUGCAGAUCAAGCUGGCCAUUCAGGCGCAGACGAAGCGAGCCCAUGCCCAGGAGACACUGUUGUACAAGGCCACCCAGACGCAGGAUGCGGUGCAAACCGCUGAUAGGGGAGUCCAAGCGAAUCACGAGUCAAGGGAGGCAGGCAGUAAACUACUCAAGUCCAACUCCCGCGCCUAUGUUCCGCAUCGUGCCAGCUCACAGGUGGCUUCGGAACGCAACAGCUUGAAUCUUCAUCGGCGCACUCAGUCAGAGGCUCCGCCAGUGACCCACAAGAAACCUGUGCCAGCUCCAGUGGCAGUUGCCGUGAUUGAACCGAAGACUGUCCAAGGAAAAGUAACGGCAGUGUCGGCCAAACUAGGCGAGGUGCGGCCUCGCUACUUGGAGCCCCGCAAACCAAGGGCUGCCGCUUCAGCCGCUACCAAUGGCCAUGGAGCCGGUCCCGUACGCAGUGCCACCAGCUCGAGCAUUCCGGCCAAUGGUGGGAGGAAGGCUCCGGCCAAGAACCUGCACAUCUCGUCCAGCGACAGCUCACGGAAUUCAAGUCCGGCGGCAGUGCGCAGAGGGCAGAAUGGCACACGGCUGGGCAACAAGUCCAGCAAUCUUUCCAUGGACAGCUUGGCAUCGCCGGCACGUCGGGCCAAGAACAGCUCUCGGGGACCACAGGACAGGUACUCCUCCGACCAGAACUCGCUGGCGGAGAGCAUGAAGAGCUCUGUGAUCACCAACAAAACGAUCUCACACGAGUCGCUCUCGAGCAGCUCGAAGCUGGCCAGGAUUCAGCAGUUAAAUGGCCACGGAAAAGGAGCCGCAACGGGAAAGAUUAAGGCCACACAGCGUGGAUCCACGGUUGGGAAUAAGUCCACCCGUCAGCUGAAGCAGCAGCAUAAUGCCAUGGCCUCCAAUGGAUCCAGUCCCAGUUCGGUGCAUACCACCAAGUCGGCAGCCAGUCGUCUGUCAUCUGUCAGCAGCACACUUUCCACGAGGGAGCUGUUCAAACAACGCUCCAUUUCAGUGCCUGCCGGUGGAACAGAUGGAGCGGCGCCAAACAAGGGACGACACAGCUUCCUCUCGGCCAAGUCCCGUGAGAUUCUGGCCAAGCGCGCCGAGAAGAACAAGCUGCAGCAGCAGCAACAGCAACUGAAGCAUUCGGAGGCGCCUGUCGAUGAACGCGGGGGAUCAGUGCAAUUACGUUCCUCUGCCGGACCUCUACGCUCCUCCUCACAUUCCGCCGUGUCAAGCAUGCUGCAACAGCACAAUCUGCGCAACAGUCUGCCCUCCAGUAUUCCCACCCGACGCCCGAAUACGCUGCAUCUCAAGAAGACCACUGCAGCGGUGACAAACGGAGUGGGUGGUGGCCCAACUAAAGCGGCAAAUGCAAAUGGACUGCUGACGAAUGGAACCUAUAAGUCGGCCCAGGCGGUCAAACAGAAGCUGGACCUGCUCAUCGAUGCCCAGAUGGAGAGUGGCGGGCCCAGGGAGCGCGUCGAGUCCAAACUGGAGCGCUCCAGCACCUUCUGCAAGGAUAGCGCCGAUCUGGACAUCAGCGAACUGCAGAUUGUGGAGUAGUCAAGUUAAGAUUAGAGAGCAACAGCAUCUAUAUGGGGUUGUAUCAAAUAUGGCCCCCCAGAGCAGAUGCCAACCCGAAUCCAGAACCGUACACGUCCCAUAAGGCAACACUAGUCAAUAAUCUAGCAUGCAGCUGCCGUUGCAGUUACAAGCAUGAAACCAUUAUACAAUAACGAUAAUAACGAGAUGAUGUUACUACCAACCGACAACCGCGAUAAUUAAAAACGUUAAAAUACCAGACAGCCGAAACCCAAAACAAAGCAAACAAGUUAUUGCCGUUUAACCUAAACCACUCCGAAGUAUAAUUAUAUUAGCUUAUUGCGAAAGGAAAGCUUGCGAUCGAUCGAUGGAUUGUAUGCAAAGCGGAUAUAAAAAAAAAAAACUAAAAAACAAGUAUUUGGUGAUAUUAUUUAGAGUGCGCUUUAUGUUUACGUUUAAUGCUAAGUAUAACAAGUGCUUGUAACCCGAACUCUCUACUCAAAGUACGUUCUUGCGGAUCCAAGAAUGCUCUACUAUAUAUGCUUUGUGCGCUUUGCAGGCUGCAUUUAAAGUCUUAUUCUCUAUUUAUCCCGCUUUAUUGUCAAAGCCCGCCCAAUUAAACAUACAUAUAUAUGCAAUUGUGUAUAUAUAAGAAAAGAAGAUUGAUAAACCUUCUCUAUAAUAAUUUAAGCUUGAACUUUUUUAUACUGUUGUUUAUUUAACUCGUACUCGUAACAAUGGCGCAUUACUUCAGCAAGGCAACCAAGGAAACGUCUCUUACAUAUUAUUUUAAACAAAUUAAUUUAUAAAUUUUAAUUAUUUGGUAAAUAUAGAACGGAGCGAACGAAACUGAAUUUUUUGUAAGCAACGGCAUUGAUACAUUGAUAUAUUGAUAAUGAAGUGCAAGAGUAAUAAAUGUGUGUAUUUAUUAAAAGUUACCAUAUAAAGCAAGA
This is a messenger RNA of Drosophila gunungcola (fruit fly), 7435 nucleotides long. RefSeq lists its product as uncharacterized. The transcript is spliced from 4 exons. Gene Ontology annotation, molecular function: protein binding. The coding region runs from base 435 to 6503 and encodes 2022 amino acids. The record is from RefSeq and is a predicted model, not a curated record. Lineage: Eukaryota; Metazoa; Arthropoda; Insecta; Diptera; Drosophilidae.